CAAGUGGACUUCUCAGUGUACACAAAAGCUACUCUCUGACUUUAAGGAAGAGAGAGAAACACCGGGAAAUCUAGAGAGAGAAGGGUAAGAAAUGCAAAACACAGCUGGCGGUGGAGUUGGUGGUAACGAACUGAGUCGAGCGAGUGGACUCGCACGAUUCCGAUCAGCUCCGGCAACCUGGUUAGACGCGCUUCUUGAAGAUGAUGACUCGCUCAAACUCUCUGGCCCACAACACCACCAUCACCACCACCAAGGUGGGCUUACCCAGCUACUCACUUCGGGUACCACAACCUCAACUGGUCCGACCGACCCAACCCCACCAACACGACCCACUCCUUCUUACAUCUCUGCUGAUCCGGGUUACUUUGAAAGUAGUGGGUCCCAGCAACCGAGUAGUAACAGUACCAAUACGGUGGCGUUUCAGAGAAUGAAUAGUUCACCGGCAGAGUUUUUAAGUGGGAAUAUUGAUGGGUAUUUCGCAAGUUUUGGGAUUCCUUCAAAUUAUGAUUAUGUAGGAGGAUCUUCAUCUUCAAUUGAUGUUCUUUCACCUUCUGGAAAAAGGUUGAGAGAAAAUGAUGCUGACCAAACUCAAAGGAGAGGGGAACAAAGUGGGCAAUUGAGUACUGCAAGUAGCUUGGUGGAGCUGGAAAUGGAGAAGCUGUUAGAAGAUUCAGUGCCGUGUAGGGUUCGAGCUAAGCGAGGUUGUGCUACUCAUCCUCGGAGUAUUGCUGAGAGGGUUCGGAGGACGAGGAUUAGUGAUCGGAUAAGAAAACUUCAAGAACUCGUGCCUAACAUGGACAAGCAAACAAAUACCGCAGACAUGUUAGAAGAGGCUGUGGAAUAUGUGAAGAAUCUGCAAAAGCAGAUACAGGAACUUACGGAGCAGCAGAAGAAUUGCAAAUGCAUGGCGAAGAGCUGACUCUACAAGAAAAUAAUGGCCCAGCAUUGUUUUUGUUAGUGUAAUAUCUCUCACCAUAGCUUUAUUUAUUUAUUAGUGCCUCAAAUUAGCAUGAAACUGGGUCCUAAUGCACAUAAUUUUCCACUUGCUGGAAAACCGAGCAGUGUAUUGAGUGUCAAGUUUUCAUAGCGAAGCCCCCACAAUGUUUGGUGGCAGCCCGUGUCGUAACACUUUACUUGGUGAGAUUGUACUUGUAUUAUGAUGUAUACUAAGAUUUAGUUUAGUAAUAUAGGGACUUUCUUAGGUUCAUUGUAAGGUUUUUGUUGUUGUAAUGUUGCUCUGCACAUAUGUAGAAGCCACCCAAAAUGGGAUUAGAUAGAAAUAUUGUACCACUGUAAUGACUUGGUUAUUAUGUACCUGAAGAUAAUCUAAUAAUCUUUUGGUCUCAUCAAGGCCAAUGUAAGUUACCAUACUAUAUAAUAAUUUAUUAUUGAGAAAUUUGCAUUUGUC
Amaranthus tricolor (Joseph's coat) is the source of this 1408-nucleotide messenger RNA. Its product is annotated as transcription factor bHLH80-like. The record is from RefSeq and is a predicted model, not a curated record. The coding region runs from base 92 to 919 and encodes 275 amino acids. Gene Ontology annotation, cellular component: nucleus. The transcript has 5 exons. NCBI's taxonomy places the organism in Eukaryota, Viridiplantae, Streptophyta, Magnoliopsida, Caryophyllales, Amaranthaceae. Gene Ontology annotation, biological process: regulation of transcription by RNA polymerase II. Gene Ontology annotation, molecular function: DNA-binding transcription factor activity, RNA polymerase II-specific; RNA polymerase II cis-regulatory region sequence-specific DNA binding; protein dimerization activity.